GGAAGUGGCUUUGCUCAGAUGGAUGAGUUUGGAGAAUACAAGUUGGUGAUUGCUGUGAGAUCGGAUCUCAAAAUGGGGAAAGGAAAGAUUGCCGCACAGUGUUCACAUGCAUCAGUGUUGGCAUAUAAGCAGACCCAAAGAAAAAAUCCAGAAUUGCUAAAAACAUGGGACUACACUGGACAGCCUAAAGUUGUUGUAAAAGUAGAAGAUGAAGAACAGAUGUAUGAUUUAGCUAAGCAUGCAAAAUCAUUAGGGCUGAUAACGAGCAUGAUAGCUGACGCUGGACGGACACAAAUAGCUGCUGGAUCAAAAACAGUGAUUGGAAUUGGACCAGGGCCUAAAGAUAUUGUGGACAAAGUUACUGGUCACCUGAAAUUAAUGUGAUAUACAAUUAUGAAAAUAGAAAAAUACAUUAGUUUUUCUUAAUUUAUAUUUUUUAUUUUUAAAAUAAAGGCAUACUUAACAAACAGGAUUUUUACAAA
Molecule: messenger RNA, 482 nt
Organism: Priapulus caudatus
Lineage: Eukaryota; Metazoa; Priapulida; Priapulimorpha; Priapulimorphida; Priapulidae
Product: peptidyl-tRNA hydrolase 2, mitochondrial-like
Cellular component (GO): mitochondrion; cytosol
Molecular function (GO): peptidyl-tRNA hydrolase activity
Source: RefSeq, a predicted model, not a curated record